This is a messenger RNA of Diachasmimorpha longicaudata, 1877 nucleotides long. RefSeq lists its product as uncharacterized. The transcript is spliced from 5 exons. Bases 161 to 919 code for a protein of 252 amino acids. NCBI's taxonomy places the organism in Eukaryota, Metazoa, Arthropoda, Insecta, Hymenoptera, Braconidae. The record is from RefSeq and is a predicted model, not a curated record.
CUUCGUUUCCGAGCACUUCGUUUCGUUGACUACAAGUGCACACACUUGUUCAUGAUUUAGUUCAUACAGUUGACAAUUUGUAGGUGUGUCCGCGUUGAUGAUACAUCCUAACGACAGGGAAAGGAUUUUUUUUACUGUAAACCUGACAAAUCCGUAAACAAUGAAUUACGGAAAAAAGUCGCCCAGCGUGGGCACUCCGUCCGUAUACUCGCAUGUGACAAACCGAAGCAGUGCAAACUUGAGAUCAUCGAGAUCAACCAAAAGUGUUGUGAUACCAUGGUACCAGAGACCAAUUCUAACAAAAGCCUUUUUUUCCGAUAUACCGAGAAGUGCCAUGGUUACUGCAGCUUUCGGAGUGUUUUUGGCGCUGUUUACGAUUUGCACUGGAGCUUUCGAUAUUUACUGUCUAUCACAGGUAGUACCAGGAUCUGUACAUAACGGAUACUACAUCAUAUCGUACGAGUUCGUUUAUGUAGGUAAUAAACAUGUACGCAAUGCCCUCCUCGUCGCCGCCCUGUUCUCCAUGCUCGGGGCAAUUGCCGUCCUAGUCACUUCGAUAAUCCUGAUAAAUGCCUUGAGAAAGGAAUAUGAAAAGAAAAUAAUCCCAUGGCUGUAUGUUUUUGCUGGAUUUACGAUGUUUAGAUUUCUCGCCUUCUUACUCUUCAGCAUCGUCAACGACAUGAUAUUCUCCUACAACAUAAUGAUGUGCCUUCUCUGGAUUCUGUUCCUGCUCUUCUCUGUGUACGGAUGGUUAAUUGUGUACACAUUGUACUUGGAGCUAUCAGAUCUCAGUCGAUUGGAGGAUUUAGCACAUUUAAGAAUGGGAACGAUGCAGUCAUUGAACGCAUCAACGACCCACUCAAUCGCUGGAUCUCGUCCAACUACACCUCACAGUACCGUCCUAACAAUGCCCAUAUAAUUAAGACUAAGGAUUUUCAUAAAACUACUAAAAAAUAAGGGAAAACAAAAUCUGUGUUCAGAGAAAUUUUAUUGUUCAUGUUUUGAAAAUUUUUUUAACUCGAAACGUUGAUUGACAACUAAGGGCAGAAGAUUUUACGCUAAAGCAAACGAAGUUAUGCUUUUUAGAAAUUAUUUAGAGAUUAAUGCACGAGUAGAUCGCAAAACCGUCCACGUCGAAUUUUUUUUGAGUACCAAAGGAAUUCGACGAUUUAAUUUAAGAAAUAAAAAUUGUACUUCCUGACUAUUUUCCAACUAAUGUUGUAAAUAUCAUGUUCAUAACUUUGAACAAAAACGAGCUCUGAAGAUUUUUAUACAAUUUUUUUUGUAUCCUGAGUGUACAAAUGAGAAGACGAGUUUUGAGGACUUGUGAGGAAUAAUUUCCGUCCAUUUUUGCGAUAAUGUUAAUGAAAGAUAUUUUAUAUUAAAGAAUUAUAAUGAAAUUCAAACAUUUUUUUAAUUAUAAAUAAGGAUAACAGAUAAUUUACAGAUUCUUCGAUUAACGAAUUGACUGCCACGAAUAAAUCUCUUUAUCAUUCAUUAUUUAAUGUCUCAAUACAUUUACAUAAACUUUUAAAACUUCUCUAAGAUAAUAACAUUUGUUCUUUUGAGAAAAAAUCACAUUAGUUUUAUAAAUCAUCACAGUGAGAAUCUAAAAAUUGAUAUUAGUUAGUAAAUGUUGACCAGUACCCAUUAUCAUUGUUUUAAUGUAAUCAGCGUGCACAACUUGACUACUGAUAUCUAUGUAUUGUUGUAACGAAGGAAUACUGCUGUCGUUGGGUAAUACACGCUGUAGACCCCUCAUUGACAUGGUUUGUGCUACAUAAAUCGCUGUAUCUGUAACGAUUCAAUGUCAGCCAAUCAGACACAUUGAAACGUGUCAAUAUUUUUAAUACAAUAAAGGAAAAAAUCAAUCGAAA